AUGGCGCUCCUCCGCGGAAACCUCCUCCGCGCGGCGCCGCGGUCCGCGCUGCGUCCGCUGUCGACGCGCACGGAGACGGACAGCUUCGGCCCCCUGGAGGUGCCGAGCGAGAGCUACUACGGCGCCCAGACGGCGCGGUCGCUGAUGAACUUCCCCAUCGGCGACGAGAGCGCGCGCAUGCCGCUGCCCAUCGUGUGGGCCUUCGGCGUGCUGAAGAAGUGCGCCGCGGUCUACAACAAGGCCCAGGGCAAGCUGGCGCCCGAGGUCGCGGACGCGAUCGCGGCCGCCGCGGGCGAGGUCGCGUCCGGCGACUUGGACGGCCACUUCCCGCUCGUCAUCUACCAGACGGGCUCGGGCACGCAGACGAACAUGAACGUCAACGAGGUCGUCGCGAACCGGGCCAUCGAGCUCCUCGGCGGCGUGGUCGGGUCCAAGGACCCCGUGCACCCGAACGACCACUGCAACAUGGGCCAGAGCUCGAACGACUCGUUCCCGACGGCCAUGCACAUCGCGGCGGCGUCGGAGCUCUCGGGGCGGCUGCUGCCGGCGCUGGCGCACCUGCGGAGCGCCUUGGAGGCCAAGGCCGUGGAGUUCGACCACGUCAUCAAGAUCGGCCGCACGCACUGCAUGGACCUGUGUGGAAAUCAAAUCUUCAACCCGACUUCAAUGUGA
Molecule: messenger RNA, 672 nt
Organism: Aureococcus anophagefferens
Lineage: Eukaryota; Pelagophyceae; Pelagomonadales; Pelagomonadaceae
Exons: 1
Coding region: 1-672 (223 amino acids)
Biological process (GO): tricarboxylic acid cycle; fumarate metabolic process; malate metabolic process
Cellular component (GO): mitochondrion; tricarboxylic acid cycle heteromeric enzyme complex
Molecular function (GO): fumarate hydratase activity
Source: RefSeq, a predicted model, not a curated record